This is a messenger RNA of Macadamia integrifolia, 1097 nucleotides long. RefSeq names its product MYB-like transcription factor EOBI. Gene Ontology annotation, biological process: regulation of DNA-templated transcription. Bases 112 to 1014 code for a protein of 300 amino acids. Gene Ontology annotation, cellular component: nucleus. Lineage: Eukaryota; Viridiplantae; Streptophyta; Magnoliopsida; Proteales; Proteaceae. The transcript is spliced from 3 exons. Gene Ontology annotation, molecular function: DNA-binding transcription factor activity; sequence-specific DNA binding. The record is from RefSeq and is a predicted model, not a curated record.
CCUUCCUUCUAUUUCUCUCUCUAUCUCGCCCCUUCCCCCCAAUCUCCUUCUCUCUCUGUAUUAAUAUCUUGUUCUCUCAAUCAAUCAAUCAAAGUCUCCAAAUUUUGGGAAAUGGACGUCAAUGGUAGACUUUGCAGUUCCGCAACUCAAAGUGAUGAAGAGAUGGACCUCAGGAGGGGUCCAUGGACUGUUGAAGAAGAUCUCAUACUCAUCAAUUACAUAGCUAACCAUGGUGAAGGUCGCUGGAAUUCCCUUGCUCGAUAUGCAGGUCUGAAAAGAACUGGGAAAAGCUGCAGAUUGAGAUGGUUGAACUACCUUAGACCAGAUGUUCGACGUGGUAACAUCACCCUUGAAGAACAGCUAUUAAUCCUUGAGCUUCAUUCUCGCUGGGGAAAUCGGUGGUCGAAAAUCGCUCAACACUUACCAGGAAGAACAGAUAAUGAGAUUAAGAAUUACUGGAGAACAAGAGUUCAGAAACACGCAAAACAACUCCAAUGCGACGUGAACAGCAAACGAUUUAAAGAUACUAUGCGUCUAGUAUGGAUGCCGAGGUUGGUGGAGAGAAUCCAAGCAGCGGCUUCAGCUUCUAACAACUCCUCCACCAUCACUACUGCUCAACACAACACCAACAAUCUUCCCAAUAACGUAGUCACAGGACAGAUCUUACCCACGUCGAGAAACGAAGACUUUGGGGUCGUCGUCGCACAGGACUCCUCCAGCGGCGCCGCUGCUGCUUCUUCAGAUUUGUUUGGAACCCAAGUAGUAUCUCCGCCGGUUUCCGACCUUACCACCGAUUACUACAAUUUUCCGGCCACCAAUUGUACUGAUGGGUUCCAAUCAGGAUCUGUACAAGUCAGCUAUGCAGAUUGCUUAACUAGCCCAACUGGGUACUUCAACAAUGGAUUGGAUUUCCAAGCUAUUGAUCAACAAAACAACAAUAAUGUCUGGUUAGAUGGUACAGAUGUAUCAGAGAAUCUGUGGAAUGGAGAUGACAUUUGGUUUCUACAGCAGUAGUCCAUUUAAUUGUUAGAAGAAAGAGGAAGGAAAGAGAAAUCAAAUUUACAGAGAGGAUCUUGCAAUUGGUCAAGAACAACUAC